Molecule: messenger RNA, 780 nt
Organism: Talaromyces rugulosus
Lineage: Eukaryota; Fungi; Ascomycota; Eurotiomycetes; Eurotiales; Trichocomaceae
Exons: 2
Coding region: 1-780 (259 amino acids)
Source: RefSeq, a predicted model, not a curated record
AUGUCGAAGCCAACAAUUAUUUUCGUGCCCGGUGCCUGGAUUCCAAAGGUCUCCUACGCUUCGUUUCUUCAUGCUUUGGAAAAAGAAGGAUUUACAGUAUAUUAUGCACCAUAUCCGUCCUUUGACCCGGUGGAUAGUCUAAGCGCUAGCUGCCACCGCGAUGCCGAAGUUAUUCGCAACCAUGUAAUCAAGCCUUUAGUCGAGGACCAAGGAAAAGACGUCGUCGUCUUGAUGCAUUCGUAUGCAUCCAUGCCGGGCAGUGCGGCAGCCAGCGGCUUUUCGAAAACGGAGCGCGUCGGAAAUGGCCAGGCUGGUGGCGUUCUAGGGCUGAUAUGCAUAGGUGCAUUUCUAGUUCCUCAAGGGCUAAGCUGUGCCGGUUUACAGGGUGGCAAAUUGCCAGAUUGGAUAUUACUUGAUCAGCCUGAAAAGGGCGUCAAUGUCGCAGACAACCCAGAAAAAACACUUGCAGCUGAUGUAGACCCAGACCUUGCAAGUCAAAUUGCUGCACAAUUAAAACCACACUCAAACCUGGCCUUUACAUCAGACCAGCCGAACCCUGCCUGGGCUGAACCGAGUUACGAAGGUCGCUAUGCUUACAUUGUUACCGGCGACGACCAGGCCGUUCCCCAGGCUGCACAAUACGGCAUGAUAGCAGCGACUGGUAAGAAGUGGAUUGUAAAGGAAAUAGCUGGGAGCAGUCAUAUGGCACCUUUUUUGACAAAGACUGAUAUUUGCAUUCAGUUUUUGAAUGAUAUUCUGGACUCGUUUUCAUCAGCUUGA